Messenger RNA from Cottoperca gobio, 3052 nucleotides. Its product is annotated as porphobilinogen deaminase-like. NCBI's taxonomy places the organism in Eukaryota, Metazoa, Chordata, Actinopteri, Perciformes, Bovichtidae. The coding region runs from base 185 to 1261 and encodes 358 amino acids. Gene Ontology annotation, cellular component: cytoplasm. Gene Ontology annotation, biological process: heme biosynthetic process. Gene Ontology annotation, molecular function: hydroxymethylbilane synthase activity. The record is from RefSeq and is a predicted model, not a curated record. The transcript has 14 exons.
ACAAGGAAAUGACCUCUGGCCGCCCGGUCCAUGACAUCACAAGUUCCGCGUUCAUUCAUGAGGAGCUGAAUGAGAAGAGCGACCUUACUAUUUUCAAGGAUUUCGUGUUUUUUAAUGGUCUCUGUGUCACGCAAAGCGCGCUGUUGUUUCGAGCAAGAUCGGUGGAGUGAACCUGAUCACCGACAUGUCGGGGGAAGGAAGUUCUCUGGAUGGGAACGGCAAGGUUAGUCGGGUCAUCCGGAUUGGAACCCGCAAGAGCCAGUUGGCUCGCAUCCAGACUGACAGUGUGGCAGACAAGUUGAAAGAACUGUACCCCGACGUCCACUUGGAAAUAGUUGCCAUGUCAACGAUAGGAGACAAAAUCCUUGACACAGCUUUAUCAAAGAUUGGAGAAAAGAGUUUGUUCACCAAAGAGUUGGAGAGCGCUCUGGAGAGGAACGAGGUCGACCUGGUUGUUCACUCCCUGAAGGACCUUCCCACCACUCUGCCUGCAGGAUUCACCAUCGGGGCUGUGCUGAAAAGAGAAAACCCCCAUGAUGCAGCGGUAUUACACCCCAAACAUUCCAGGAAAACUCUUGAGACUCUGCCAAAGAACAGUGUGAUCGGCACCAGUUCACUGCGCCGCGCCGCUCAGUUGAAGAAGAGAUUCCCCCACCUGGAGUUUAAAGAUAUUCGUGGGAACCUGAACACGCGUCUGAAGAAGCUGGAUGAGAAGGAGGACUUUGCUGCCAUCAUCCUGGCUGCUGCUGGCCUCAAGAGAAUGGGCUGGGACAACCGGAUCAGCCAGAUCCUGGGGCCUGAAGACUGUAUGUAUGCUGUUGGACAGGGGGCUCUGGCGGUGGAGGUUCGGGCCAGAGAUACAGACAUCUUGGAGAUGGUGUCAGUCCUCCACGACCCAGACACUGUGCUGCGCUGCAUCACUGAGAGAGCUUUCCUCAGACACCUGGAGGGGGGGUGCAGUGUUCCGGUGGCUGUACACACCGAAAUUAAGGACUCUCAGCUCUACCUGACGGGGGCAGUAUUCAGCCUGGACGGGUCAGACAGUCUGAAGGAGACCAUGCAGACUAGCAUUGCUGCUGAUGACAAGAGCAUCGAUGAGGUGGACGAGCGGGUCCAGCGUGUGGGAGUCACAGCCAGCAAGAUCUCUGGUGAAGCCCAGGACCGGGCUGAGCGCCUGGGGGUCGACCUGGCCAAUUUACUGCUGAUCAAAGGAGCCAAGGAGAUCUUGACGGUUGCCCGGCAGCUCAACGACGCCAGAUAAUCCUGCCCGGCGGAAGGCGGCAGGGCUCUGGAGGUGAUCGGGUCCUUGAGUGCAGACUGUCACAGCCUUGUGUAAAAUCUUGAAUUCCUUUUUUAAUUUUGUUACAGAUUUGACAGAUUGAGAAAAAGAACGGUGACUUUCUGGUGCACCAGAGGAGCUCAGUCAAAUCAAUGUUUGAGGAUUUUAAACACGACUUGGACCAAAGUUGUGUUUAGUUAAUCCAGUACCUCAUGGAACAUCUCCUGAGCCAUGUAGAAACUGCCUUAACACAAAAUGGCCUUUAAACAUUUUUGUCAGCACCUUUUUUGUUUAUUUUUUUUAAUGCAUAUCAGUAUCAGUAUAUUAAAUGGGAUGCCAUUUAAAUUCAGCAUUCUCAAAUAUUUUCCAAUAUAACCGAGGAUGUUUCAUCUUUAGAGUUCCUCUCUUAGCUGCAUUCUCAUUUGGAAAGGCUGACAUUUGAUGGUACCAAAGAUAAGGUUCUGGGCACGAGUGCACACUGUGUGGCUCGGAGCAGGCAACACUGCACUAAAUGGGCCUCAUUGAGGUGUGAACGUUGAGAAAUGUAGAUAUAAAUGUAAAUGUGAUCUUAAACAGUAACUUUUCUACGUAGCUUCACUUCUCCAUUCAGUUCUACCUCUUUCACAGAGGGAGAAUAUUUAUAAUAUAUAUGAUGAGAAGCACGAGGGAGAACCUAGUGUUACUCCACCAGAGGCACAGCUCGUGAUGCUCAGUUUGUACUGAACACAAACAAAGUGUCGUCCAACUACACGACUGGAGAUUACUUGUUAAACGCUGGAGCAAUCCCUGCAAUCCUGUUUUCAGUUUUCUGCUCAGAUUUUAAAUGUGCACUAGGCUGUUGUACAACAGCAGUUUGUCCUGUUCAUGCUUUGCUGAUGUUGAAUCUUGGCAGCACCACGUUAAGCUUAUGAUUUUUAAAUACGGUGUAAAUACUACAGUAGUAAGACCGACUGUUUACAAGGUAAAGGCCACUGCAGCAAACUCAUUGACUGUGUUAGAGAAGUUAAGGGGCCAAACAAACAAGUUGUUUAUUUAAACUGUAAGGCUUUUGCGGCUGUAUUGCUCCACUCAUUACACUGACUGAUUAAUGGCCAUUAUCUCAUUCAUGCAACAUACAAGUUGUGUUCUCCUAAAGCACCAUUGCAUUCAACAAACAAAACUAAUAUAUACUUUGGUGAAUGCAGUGCAUGUCUGUAUAGUGCAUCCACAGCUAUUCAAAAUGUUUUUGUUUGUAUCAAAUUAACAAAGAAAUGAAUGAAAUAUUUGUAUUUGCUGUAAUGUUGUCACUGAAGUGUUUCCAAAAGCAAAAUAUUUAGAAAGUUGUAGACCUUAAGGACUUGAAUGCCAUUUUUUGUCUUAGUUUCUGUCAAAGUGCCAUCUCAGUAAAUGUAUUUCUGCAUAUCUGCCUUACAUAGAGCAAUGCCUGCUUUCUCUUCCUUCAUUCUGCAUCAGUGUACCCACUGUACAUUUAGUGUGUUGCCAUAUUUUAUUUCUUUUAUUUUAUAGGUUUUUAUUGUAUAUUAUAGUUAAGUUAAACCUCCUGAGACAAUAUGAAGCAAUGUUAGCCAUUUUUUGUUUUUCAGCUUUAAGUUCUGUAUGAAUUAACAUAGAAUGUUUCUGUAUUUAGAUUCUUUAUCACAGUACUUAUUGUUGCGUCAAUCCGUUAAUGACAAAAUGUUCACAUUGUAUCGUCGAGGUUUCUUUUUGGCACUUGAUGUACACAUCAUGUCAAAUUAAAUAAUCAAAUGUCAAUAAAGCUGUGUGUUAUACCUG